This is a messenger RNA of Laccaria bicolor S238N-H82, 933 nucleotides long. Its product is annotated as SNARE protein YKT6. Lineage: Eukaryota; Fungi; Basidiomycota; Agaricomycetes; Agaricales; Hydnangiaceae. Gene Ontology annotation, molecular function: SNAP receptor activity. Gene Ontology annotation, biological process: endoplasmic reticulum to Golgi vesicle-mediated transport. The coding region runs from base 32 to 631 and encodes 199 amino acids. Gene Ontology annotation, cellular component: membrane; Golgi apparatus. The record is from RefSeq and is a predicted model, not a curated record. The transcript is spliced from 4 exons.
AUCUCAACUCAUCACGACCUGUAACGACAACAUGAAGAUCUUUUCAAUUUCAGUGGUUCUGGCGCCUCCUUCCAAUUCAUGUGUUGUUCUAAGUACCGCUAGCGAUCUCUCCUCCUUCUCGUUUUACCAGAGGGGUUCCGUUGGAGAGUUUAUGACCUUCCUGUCAAAGACUGUGGCGGAAAGAACUCCCCAAGGUCAGCGUCAGAGCGUGCAAGAGAACAACUAUACUGCUCAUGUCUACAACCGAGGAGGGGCAGAACAAUUAGCUGCUGUUCUCAUUGCAGACCAAGAGUACCCUGUCCGCCCAGCCUUUUCACUUCUAACCAAGAUCCUCGAUGACUUUACCGUCAAAGUGCCGCAAUCAUCUUUCGAUAACCCCGCAUCCAUUUCAUUUCCCGAAAUCACCACCUACCUCCAGAAGUACCAAGAUCCUCGUCAAGCAGACACUAUAAUGAGAGUGCAGCAAGAAUUGGACGAGACUAAAAUUGUUUUGCAUAAAACAAUUGAAUCUGUCCUUCAACGCGGGGAGAAGCUCGACAAUCUCGUGGAGCGGUCUAAUGCUCUUUCGGUUCAAAGUAAAAUGUUUUACAAGACCGCCAAGAAGCAAAAUUCGUGUUGCAUUAUCAUGUAACGCCGUACGUAUUCACAGCCUCAACCGCCACAAUGGCAUUGCGCGCACACGCCCACUGCUGCCCAUAACUCGCAGAUAAACGUUGUUCUUUAUUCACAUCGUGUCAUACCCUCUUCAUGGACAUAUUUUAACUUUGGGCGGUGUUUGUAAGCGCUGAGAGCGGUUUGGUAUCAUGAGGCAAUAGAUUGGAGAUACUCCGGUGACUGACUGUUAUCAAAGUUCUCCGUGUGUCAUUUCCGUGUCAACGCUCGUACGCUUUUAGUAUGGCUGUUUUUGAACAACCGGCGUCAGGCCAUCCCCGA